Oryza sativa Japonica Group (Japanese rice) is the source of this 1516-nucleotide messenger RNA. RefSeq lists its product as uncharacterized. NCBI's taxonomy places the organism in Eukaryota, Viridiplantae, Streptophyta, Magnoliopsida, Poales, Poaceae. The record is from RefSeq and is a predicted model, not a curated record.
UAAGCCAAACGGCGUACACUAAUCCGAAAAGAACGCGCCAAGUGGGACAUCCAUGCGAGCGCAAACGAGAGGCUGACGCGCGCGCGCGCGCGGGGCGGCGGGCAUGAAGGGCUCGGCGGCGGCGGGCGGCGAGGACGACGUGGAGCUGCUCAAGGCGGUGGCGCAGGCGUGGCACGCGCAGUCGGGCAACCCGCGCGCGGUGGCGUCGGCGGCGGCGCAAGGGGCGGACGACGACGGCGGCGGCGGCGGCGUCUCUUCCUCGGGCACGCGCCGCGCGGGAGUGGGAGGCCCGGGACGGCGCAGGCCGUCACGGUUCAAGCUGGAGGCCGCGGCGAUCCGUGACCGGGACACGCGCGGCGGCGGCGGCGGCGAGAGGGCGUGGGACUUCGCGCAGUCGCUGUGGGACACGUACGAGCUCGUCGCCGUGGCGCGGAGGCUCGAGUCCGGCCUCGUCCUCGCCGACCACCAUCCCGGCGCCGCCGCCGCCCAGGAGCGCGCCGCCACCACGCGGGAAGGAGGAGGAGGAGGAGGAGGGGUGAAGCGAGCGAGGGAGAGCAGCCGCAGCCUGAGGAGCAUAUUCCUCCGGUCAUCGUGGUCAUCGUCCAGGAGGUGUAAAGCUCUCCCAAACACAGAUCUUCUCCAUUGUUUUUUCAGAUAGAGAAUCAUCGAACAAUCAAAUCAUAAGCAUAAUUCAAGAUGCCUUGUUGCAGAAAGCACCUCUACUUCAUCCAUUCAGUCAGAAAAUGGUAACAGAAACAGAAAUUCUUAGAUAGGGAUACAUCAUCUGAGCUCCUCCAGUGGAUUUGGGGUGAAGUGCACCAUCAGAAGGACUGAAGGGGGAUCAGCUGCUUGCGCGACGACGACGGUAGCCGCUCCACCGCUUGUCUGAAUCACGCUCACCGCAUCAGUCGCGGCGCCGCCGCGACCAUAAGCUGCCUGGUAGCCAUGAUAGUUGGAGUAGACAUUCUGAACAUACCCAGCAGGGUAGGGAUGAUAGUUGUAGAUGGCAUUUUCUGAUCAUAGCCAGCAUGGUGGUAUGCAGGAUUGUUGGAGAUGGCAUUCUGAUCAUGAUCAUCAGGGUAGGCAGGAUUCUUGUAGAUGGCAUUCUGAUCAUAACCUGCAGAUGGUUAGCCAGCAUUCCCAUGAGCCUGCUGGUAAGACAUAGGGUUGGCAUAUGCAUAAGGUGGAGCACAAUAUGGCCCAGCAUGAGCUCCUUGCUGAUAGGAUGCAGCUGCAGGAAGAUAAGGCACAGCUUGAGCUCUUUGCUGAUAAGUGAUAACCGUCAGAGUGGUUGUUACAUGAAGCUGCAAAAGGGGUUAUACAUGCUGGUGCAGCUUGAGCUUGUGGCAUGAUGCCACUGGCAUCCCAGAUUGACCUAUUGGUGCUUGUGCCGCUGUUAGCCAUAUUGCAUCUGCUUGUUCAAGAACCAAAGUAUGAAAUAUGUUAGAAUCAUGGUGUUAUCUGCUAAGGGAACAUCUUAAGAGUGGGGCUCAAUGAAUUGAUGACCAAUUGUUAA